AUGGGUACGCAAUCAAGUCCCUCACGCCCUUGUUCACCUCUUUUUAUGAUUCACCAAUCUGAGGUUCUUUUUCCCCCGCUGAUAGAAACAGACAAUUUGCUUUCUGUAUUCCCCUUCCGCCUCAGCUUUCUCACGCGCAGCGCGCAUCUUGCACAAGAUUUGACAUUGAGUACAAUAAGACUAAAUUCUCAUUGUUAUUCCAAUCUAUCUAUCUAUCUAUCUAUCUAUCUAUCUAUCUAUCUAUCUAUCUCAGCUCAUAUCACUAUCUAUCUAUCUCAGCUCAUAUCACUAUCUAUCUAUCUAUCUAUCUAUCUAUCUAUUUCAGCUCAUGUCGCUAUCUAUCUAUCUCAGCUCAUAUCACUAUCUAUCUAUCUAUCUAUCUAUCUAUCUAUCUAUCUAUCUAUCUAUCUAUCUAUCUCAGCUCAUAUCACUAUCUAUCUAUCUAUCUAUCUAUCUAUCUAUCUAUCUAUCUAUCUAUCUCAGCUCAUGUCACUAUCUAUCUAUCUCAGCUCAUGCCACUAUCUACCUAUCUAUCUUAGCUUAUAUCACUGUCUAUCUGUCUAUCUAUCUAUCUCAGCUCAUAUCACUAUCUAUCUGUCUAUCUAUCUAUCUCAGCUCAUAUCACUAUCUAUCUAUCUAUCUAUCUAUCUAUCUAUCUAUCUAUCUAUCUAUCUAUCUAUCCCAGUUUUUAUCACUGUCUGUCAUAGUUUUUCAUAUCUAUCACGCACUUUCAACACUAUCUAUCUAUCUAUCUACAGUACCUUUAUAUCUAUCUAUCUAUCUAUCUAUCUAUCUAUCUAUCUAUCUAUCUAUCUAUCUACAGUACCUUUAUAUCUAUCUAUCUAUCUAUCUAUCUAUAGUACCUUUAUAUCUAUCUAUCUAUCUAUCUAUCUAUCUAUCUAUCUAUCUAUCUAUCUGUUGUGGUAG
Acanthosepion pharaonis is the source of this 927-nucleotide messenger RNA. NCBI's taxonomy places the organism in Eukaryota, Metazoa, Mollusca, Cephalopoda, Sepiida, Sepiidae. The record is from the annotation of a GenBank genome assembly.